AUGCCUAAAGUUAUCCACCCUAAAAUGCUUAAAAUUGAAAAAACACCAAGACCUACCAUUAAAUUAAAGUUGUUAAAAGAAUUAGGAGAUGUAUUAAAAGGAUUAGGAGUUUCAAAGGAUGUAAGUUUAGAAGUAAUGUUCAAAGGUACCAAAGUUAUGGGAUUAUGUGAACAAAUUAAUUCUUCCAAGCAUUACUUGAGAUAUCUAAUGUAG
Racocetra persica is the source of this 213-nucleotide messenger RNA. Lineage: Eukaryota; Fungi; Glomeromycota; Glomeromycetes; Diversisporales; Gigasporaceae. The record is from the annotation of a GenBank genome assembly.